UUCUUCUUCGAGUUAUCGCCAAACAAGUCAUAACAGGAAAGAAAGAGAGGAGAGAAAGGAACGAGAAAAAGAUGGCGGAGCUGCAGAGAUCUGCCACAACCUUCCGGCGAUCGGGCUCGUCGGGGUUGGUGUGGGACGAGCGGUUCCUUUCCACGGACCCCGACGCAGACGAAGAUGCAGGAGGGGAGCUGAGGCGCUCGCGGACGGUCGGACCCACCACCGAUCGCCGCCGCGGCGGCAACGGCGGAGACGGAGGCAGGCAGGCUUUCCGCGCCAACGCGGUGCCGGCGGCCGCGGAUCCGCCGUCUCCGGACGCCCACUGCGGCGGGCUCUGCGGCAUCUUCGGCAAGGCGAGGCGCCACCACCGAUCGAAGCCGAGGCGGCGCUGAAUCGGGGCAGAAGAGUGAGUGCUUUCCGUAAAUAUGUAUAAAAUUCGGGGGGCAAAUGAAUUAAAGUCACAGUUUCUCGGGGUUUCUUUUUGUCGAUGUUCUUGUUUUCAGUUUUCGUUGGAUCAAUGUGCAAAGUGUAACUGUGUGGAACUGGAA
Zingiber officinale is the source of this 545-nucleotide messenger RNA. Its product is annotated as MAPK kinase substrate protein At1g80180-like. Bases 72 to 389 code for a protein of 105 amino acids. The transcript has a single exon. The record is from RefSeq and is a predicted model, not a curated record. NCBI's taxonomy places the organism in Eukaryota, Viridiplantae, Streptophyta, Magnoliopsida, Zingiberales, Zingiberaceae.